GCUGAAACUCGCAGACUUAUCAGAAGACCGUGGGUGGUCGGUUAAGUCGUGAACUAUGUGUUUGGCAUGAGAAAGUCUGGAUCCUCUGGAUUAAACAGCCGCCACAGUAGCUGCUCAGGGAUGUGUCCGACUUUUAGAGCACCGCCCUCAAACACUGGACUCAGCUGUAAGGAGAAACUGCUGCUUGUCAGGCUGACUGAGCACCGACACACCUCACACACAAAGUCCAGGACCGUGUUUGACCGGAGACACUGGAAGGAGGAAGAGUUUGGAUUGGCUUGAGAUAUGAGACUGGGCAUGACGGCACGGGCCAAGCUGAGGGUGUAGCCACAUCUGGCAGAGAGCGCUGGAGUAAGCAGGAGUCUCAGUACACCAAAUCAUCCACUGCAGCGGGGGAAGAUGGGAGAAACAGAGGAGGAGAGGGAUAAUGUGGGGAAGCUGUUUGAGAACUUUGUCCAGGCCUCGACCUGUAAAGGAGCCCUUCAGGCCUACAACGUCCUUUGCAGAAAGCUGGACCUCGACCCGGCGGACAACGGCACCUUCUACAGCAGUCUGAAGGCGAAGGUCACCACCUGGAAGGCUAAAGCACUAUGGAGUAAGCUAGACAAGAGGAUGUCCCAUAAGGAGUACAAGAAAGGCCAGUCCUGUGUGGGCACCAAGUGCCUCAUCAUCGGAGGAGGCCCCUGUGGUCUGCGGACGGCCAUUGAGCUGGCUUUGAUGGGUGCCAAAGUGGUGGUGAUCGAGAAGAGGGACUCCUUCUCCAGGAACAAUGUGCUGCACCUUUGGCCCUACACCAUUCAUGACCUUCGAGGCCUCGGGGCCAAAAAGUUUUGCGGGAAAUUCUGUGCCGGGGCCAUAGACCACAUCAGCAUUCAGCAGCUGCAGCUGAUCCUACUGAAGGUUGCCCUGCUCGUGGCAGUGGAGUUUCACAUCAAUGUGGAGUUUGUCAAGCUGCUGGAACCUCCGGAGGAUCAGGAAAAUGAAGCUCUUGGAUGGAGGGCUGCAAUCCGACCUGCUGAUCACCCCGUGGCUAACUUUGAGUUUGAUGUCGUGGUGGGGGCUGACGGACGCAGGAAUACUCUGGAAGGUUUCAAAAGAAAGGAGUUCAGGGGGAAGCUGGCGAUCGCCAUCACAGCCAACUUCAUCAACAGGAACACCACCGCAGAGGCCAAAGUAGAAGAGAUCAGCGGCGUAGCCUUCAUCUUCAACCAGAAGUUCUUUCUCGAUCUCAAAGAGGAGACAGGUAUCGAUCUGGAGAACAUUGUGUACUACAGGGACAACACACAUUACUUUGUCAUGACUGCCAAGAAACAGAGCCUGUUGGACAAAGGAGUCGUCAUUAAUGACUACAUAGAAACCCAGAAGCUGCUGAGCAGUGAAAAUGUCAACCAGGAAGCUCUUCUGUGCUACGCCCGAGAGGCUGCUGACUUUGGCACCAACUACCAACUUCCCACGCUGGAUUUUGCCAUGAACCACUGUGGGCAGCCAGAUGUAGCAAUGUUUGACUUCACAAGCAUGCACGCCUCAGAGAACGCUGCGCUGGUCAGGGAGAGAUUCGGACAUCAGUUACUCGUAGCACUGGUUGGCGACAGUCUGUUAGAGCCCUUCUGGCCUAUGGGGACGGGUUGCGCCAGAGGCUUCCUGGCUGCCUUUGAUACAGCCUGGAUGGUAAAGAGUUGGUCUCAGGGUCGGACAGUUCUGGAAGUACUGGCAGAGAGGGAGAGUAUCUACAGGCUACUUCCUCAGACUACACCUGAAAACAUUGCCAAAAACUUUGAACAGUACACCAUAGACCCUGGGACUCGAUACCCCAACCUCAACUCUUCUUGUGUCAGGCCACACCAGGUGCGUCACUUGUACAUAAGUGGAGAGCUGAAUUCCUGCUCUCUGGAGCGUGCUGCUACGAUACGUCGGCCUGUCAAUCUUAGCAGACGAGAGUCAGACAUCAGACCGACGAGGCUUCUUACCUGGUGCCAGAAACAGAUGGAUGGCUACAGGAAUCUGAUUAUCACAGACUUGACGUCUUCUUGGAAAAGUGGCAUCGCCCUCUGUGCCCUCAUCCACAGGUUCAAACCCCAGCUGAUAGAUUUUGACUCAUUAAAUGAAGAAGACCAUGCUGCAAACCUCCAGUUGGCUCUUGACAUUAGUGAGCGUGAAUUUGGGAUCCGACCAUUUACGUCUGUGAAGGAGCUGAGUGAGGAUCAGGAGCUGGAUAAGACCACGAUGAUCACCUACCUGUCCAAGUACUAUGAGCUCUUCCGUGGGACACCUCUACCUGCGUCAGGUUCCAGAGGACUGGAUGAAAACAAUGAAGAUUAUCCAUCUAAAGAAGUCAGAAGUAAUAAUAAUGUCCUCAAUCUUGCACUGCCCAGGAAACGGGUACCAAAGGAUGAAAAGAAGUCAGACGGUACAGAUCCAAUUUACAAAAGGAGGCGGAAAUUCUGCAGUUAUUUGGAAGAGGCCACCAAUCUGUCGAGUAAUGGCUCCACAGCGCGGGAGAGCCGGGAACCCAAGGAAAACAAAGUGCGCUCAAUGGCUACUCAGUUGCUGGCCAAGUUUGAAAACACACCCAGCUACUCUGUCCGGAAAACACAGUCUUUUCUAUUUCUGUGCCUUUUUAUUAACCGUCUUUCUAACCUUUCUUCAAAAUCUCAGUCAGACUGUGAGAGAUCCUCCCCACUGCAAACUCUUGACCUGACUGAGAGUCUGCGCGUUAAACCCAGGCCUCCGGUCGCACCUAAACCUCCUCCUGAGAUACAGUUUGAAAUCAGUAUCAGAAAAGCAGCAGAACACUUAGUCCGCCCGCCUCCAAAGAUACUGCCCAAACCCCAGCUGGAGCCUCAGUCCCAGCAUCCAUUUUCUGUAGUGAAGCUCAGACAUGUUGAUCAAACGCACGCUGAGACGAAGCCCCAGCCUCAGCCCGAGAGUCCAGACCCCCCUGCUUCACCUUCAUCCUGCCACUCAGCAAUCCAGUUCAUGUCAAGAGUCCUCCAGCGCCUCAGGGAGGUGGAUGAACACGUCUCUGAGAAAAAAGCUCAGACACAACAGGCUAGAGAGUUUCAAACAAAGAGUAUAAAGGAAAAAGCCGUUCACCUUAGUGGGUUGUUCUCAGCAGACAGCUCAGCUGUACUCAAGGGCGGCUCAGUUCGAAGGGCGUUCCCCCCAUCAGGUGACAAGUGUCACUCAUGUGAGAGGCGUGUUUAUAUGGUGGAGAGGGUCUGUACCGAGGGGCUCUACUUCCACAGGGAGUGUUUUCGCUGUUCUACCUGCAGCUCUGCCCUGCGACAGGGAGCACAUGCCUUUGACUCUGAACAGGGAAAAUUGUACUGUAAACUUCAUUUUGAUCAACGCAACAAUGGGACAACUCUAAGGAGGAAUUUGUCCCUACGCUCAAAUCAUUUUGGAGUUCAGGAGCAAUGCGCUGAUGAUGAACAGAGCUCUGAGUCCAGCAGCACAACAGACCUACAGAGUCAACCCUCAGCAGGUACCUUCAGCUCGUUCAUAAGGAAACGUCUGAGUUGGCCCCUGAGUGUGACUCGCGCUGUGUGUAACGCCCCAUGGUACCUGUCCCACCGUGUGCGUAGUACAGCACAGGCCCUCGCCGGCCACCUGAGGGACAAUGCCCAGGAUUAUGCAUCCUUGUAUGAGCUACUGAGCAUGAGCUUGCCCCUGCUGCUCGUUUUACAAGAGGUACUGCUGCAGAUGUACACAGAGGCUGUGCCUGAUGGCCCCAGCUCUAUACAGCCUGUACUGCUGUGGCUGCAGGAGAAUAUAGGGCACAGGCUCAGGUAGACGCUCAGCAGACCCCAGCUGUUAAUAUUUGACUCCAAAUGCCAUUAAAUCUGUGGCUGAGUGGCGCAUUAGCUGGAUUGUUCUUGUUUUAUUAUCAUAUGUAGCCGUGCACAGGCACCUUUUUAAUGUUUAAUUGCCUUUUAUAAUGAUAGAGAUUUGCUCCUGGUGUGUUGCAUGUACUUGUGCACCAGCCAACGAAGAGACACUGUAGGUUGCUCAUGCAACUUUUUAGCAAUUUACUACAGGAGUUGUCAGAUAAUGAAAGUUGCACCAAAUAAUUUUGCAUUGGGUUUGAUGUGGAAACUGUACAGAACUUGUAGGGUUAAAAUAAGAUUUAAGGUAAUUAAAAUGCGAAUAAAAUGAGAGAGGCUACAAUCAUUAAAGACUUGAGACUGCUGACAUGUCCAAUCAUCAUUGCUGUAGAAUGCAACCUUUUACAAACUGUCUUGGAAAAUGGAUCCUGCAGUUAAAAUAGCUUAACUCAGGUCAUGACUGACUAACUUGAUGCACUUUAUCUUUUGAGAACUGCCUUCUGGACGUCGCAGUAAACUGUCACCUUAGAUCUCAUGUUAACGCUGAAACAACAGGCAGGUUUUCUUUUGACUAUACAUAUGUGCUCCUGCUAUGUUUUUUUUAUUAUAUAUAUGCAGGUGUGUUUUACAACAAUUUGCUCAGUAUCUUUAUAUACUCAGACCAUUCAGUUUACUUUCAUAAAUUGUUUUUAUCAUUUUUUUCCCCUAUGGAUAACACCAAAUAAUCUCUUUUGAUGCUGUGGUCUGGUGGGUUUCCUUCUCAGUAUUUAGUUCUACUUUGCUGCCAUCUACUGUUGACUCUCAGAAAAACCAUGAAUGCAAAAUAAGAUACCCCACCCCUUUAUUUUUUAAAUCUCUGUGUAUAACAUUUUCACAGACUUACUGUAGACAAUAGAAGCUGGUGAGCAUGCUGUGAUGUGUUUGAAUGUGCUUGCCAUUCUCGCCAUAAAGCAUGUUGUUGGAAGAUCAACUGCAAACCUCUUUGACUGGAAGACAAACAGUUGCUUCCUAUUCAGAUACACUAUAUGCUAUGAUGCUUAUGAAGCACCUUUUUCAGAGUAUUUUGUUUUUUCUUUAUAGAAUAGUUGAAAGUGAUAUUUGCAAAAGCACCAGCUGUUAUUUUAAGUGUUUACGGCAUGAUAUGCUGGAUAUGCAAUAUGAUGUUUGUGUUUUGUUAUCGGCUACCUAAUAUUUCAUGCUGAAUUACUGAAUCUUCAGCAUGUAAUAUAAGUUUAAUGUCUGGUUUACAGUACAGUAAAAAAAGGGUGGAAGACUUGUGUGUUAUAAUACCAAAGAACAGUUUUGAUACACACUGACUUGUGUAACAUUUAUUUUCUACAUCUGUAUAACAUGAUGAAACUCAUUCUGUAACAUGUACAAUGGUGCCAAAAUACAAAUAUCAUCUUCAUUAUGAAUGUGAAUGUCAGUAUUUAGUUCAUAAACAUUUUAUACAUU
This is a messenger RNA of Dicentrarchus labrax (European seabass), 5279 nucleotides long. It is a transcript of the gene mical2a, whose product is annotated as microtubule associated monooxygenase, calponin and LIM domain containing 2a. NCBI's taxonomy places the organism in Eukaryota, Metazoa, Chordata, Actinopteri, Moronidae. The transcript has 22 exons. The coding region runs from base 400 to 3792 and encodes 1130 amino acids. Gene Ontology annotation, molecular function: FAD binding; protein binding. The record is from RefSeq and is a predicted model, not a curated record.